Messenger RNA from Phycodurus eques (leafy seadragon), 2095 nucleotides. It is a transcript of the gene acyp1, whose product is annotated as acylphosphatase 1, erythrocyte (common) type. Bases 87 to 383 code for a protein of 98 amino acids. NCBI's taxonomy places the organism in Eukaryota, Metazoa, Chordata, Actinopteri, Syngnathiformes, Syngnathidae. The transcript is spliced from 3 exons. Gene Ontology annotation, molecular function: acylphosphatase activity. The record is from RefSeq and is a predicted model, not a curated record.
AUCAUGUGUCACUUCCUGACGUUGAGUGCGACUAAAUUAAAACGUACGGGUUUCAUAACGGCCAGCGUGUUCGAACUACAUUCAGCAUGUCAGACGGAGAAUUAAUUUCUGUGGAUUAUGAAGUAUUUGGAAGAGUGCAGGGGGUCUUCUUUCGAAAAUAUACACAGGCCCAAGGAAAGAAGCUUGGCCUUGUAGGUUGGGUCCAAAACACAAGUGCGGGAACUGUGCAAGGGCAGCUCCAGGGCCCCCGCAAAAAUGUGACAGAAAUGCAACAAUGGCUCAAAUGCACUGGGAGUCCCAAGUCACAGAUUAUCAAGGCAGAGUUCAGGAACGAAAAAACAAUUGUCAACCUCGAACAUUCGACUUUUGACAUUGUGAAAUGACAUGCACAUUAUUAGCCUACAACCACUUAUUUAUUUUUUCUGUCUUAUUAUUUAUUGAUAUACAUUGCAUGGUAUUUUUUGUAAAAAGCACACAUACUGUAUUUAAAUUAUUUAAAUAAUCCAGAAAUGCUUCCAGAACAAAAAAGACAGUUUGUUUUUUAAAUUAUCAAUUUAAACUAUAAACCCUUCAUCAAUGGGGCUAUAAGAAUAGUUUCCUAUACCUUUGCUGACAUUUGAAUAUGAAUGGAUACAAAUCAUGUAGGGCAGGGGUGUCAAACUCAUUUUUGUCACGGGCCACAUUGUAGUUAUGACUUCCCUCGGAGGGCGUUAUGACUGUGAACCCGUAUGAAGGAAUUAUCACCUCAUAUAAUUAGAUAUAUACAACAAAUUGAUGAAUAACUAGUUGUAAAAUCAGAAGCCUUUAAAAAGAUGUGUUAAGUCCUACAUUUCUUUUCAAAGCGGGAUUGGUAACAAAAAUGCAAAAACUCAACAUGAUUACUUACAUUGGAACACUAUUAGCAAUUUUGAUUUGCUUUUGCGGGCCACAUAAUAUGAGGUGGCGGGCCAGAUAACUGUCCCCCGCCCGGGCCACCAGUUUGACUCCUGUAAUGUAGGGCAUUUUUUGACCCUCCUGUGUGAUGUUUGCAUGUUCUUUCUGUGUUUGCGUGGGUUUUCUCCCAAUACUCUGGUUUACUCCAUCCCGAAAGUGUGGAUAUUAGGAACUGUAAAUUGUCCAUAGAUGUGAAUGUGAAUGCUCGAGGUUCUCAAUUAAUUAGAAUACGGUAGAGAAAUAAAAUUUUCAGUACUCAUACGUUAUAUAGAUUCAUUAAACACUUGGGAAAAUACUUUUCAGAGACCAAAUUCAUGGAUAAUUUCUACAUUAAAAAUAAUGGUCAUUUUUUUUGUUACAUAAUAUUCUAAUUUCCAGAAAUGGUGAUUUUGGAGUUUUCAUUUUCUGUAAGCUAUAAUCAUCAAAAUUAUACAUAUACUGUUGUAUAUUUUAAAAAAAAAAUCAUGAAAUAUUUCAUGUGUGUAAUUAAUCUCUACAAUAGGAGUGUCACUAUUUGAAUUGAAUUACCUAACAAAAUUAAGCUUUUGACACUUUUUUUUAAACACUGCAGUUAUGUAUUUACAGUAGUGUGUAAGUGAAUUUCAGAUAUCUGUACAUUUCUUGCAUAUUUAUUUUUUGAUUACUUUUUAUUGAUACUCCCUAUUUGAAAAAUAAGUUCUGUGCUAUCUACUCCUUACUUUGUCAAAAUAGGCUGGUUACUCCUUUCAACCUCUACAGUUGGUGACAAGACGUAGACGGCCUAACUAGAGAGUGGUAUUGUUGAUUAAUUGAUUGAGAUCUUGGGGACUUAUAAGUUGGUUAAAAAAAAAAAAAAAAAAACAAGGACCGCAGCGACAUGCAGGAGCAUGAACCAGGGAGCAUUAAUGAUGACGGAAAUAGAUUCUGAGAAGUGAAAUAUUCCCCAUUCAUGGCCUUUUAAAAUUGUUUGAUGUUGUCGGCUACAAGAAUAAAUUGUGGCAAUUAUGCUGUGCCAGCCUAAAAACCUCCAGCUCCUGGUGUUAAAAAUUAUCUGUGUAAUCAGAAAAAAAACAUGGGUGUAUUUUUUUACAGUUGUUAUUGGAAUCGUGUUUUUUUUUUUUUUUUUGUCUUCUCAGUAUGAGCAUUAUGCAAGUCAAUAAAAGAGGAAAACUCUUUUGCUGCA